This is a messenger RNA of Ogataea haglerorum, 1557 nucleotides long. RefSeq lists its product as uncharacterized. Bases 1 to 1557 code for a protein of 518 amino acids. NCBI's taxonomy places the organism in Eukaryota, Fungi, Ascomycota, Pichiomycetes, Pichiales, Pichiaceae. The transcript has a single exon. Gene Ontology annotation, molecular function: ubiquitin binding. The record is from RefSeq and is a predicted model, not a curated record. Gene Ontology annotation, cellular component: endoplasmic reticulum.
AUGUUUCUUGAGCAGGAGGAGAUUCUACAGCAAUUUCAGAACAUCUCCAAUUGCCAAAUCCCUGUGUCCGAACAGAUUGUAUUGCUAGAGUCUGUGAACUGGAAUUUAGAGCUUGCAUUGAUCCAGUACUGGCAGUUGUAUCCAAGAAGGGCGAACUUUGAGAGACGAGACGUGAGCAUGGCAACGGAGAAUUCAUCCAAUAGCGCACCCAAUCAGCGACGCUGGUUUUCCUCGUUCUUCCAGAAUCCGGAGCAGACAUAUGUGCCUCUGGUGCCAGGGUCUUUCCCGAUCAUGGAAGAACGACAGCCCUCAAAGCUCCACAGAAUGGCCAAUACCGCUUUCAAAUGGCUGCUAGACCAGCUAGUGUUAUUUGUUGUUGUGCCGUUGUACGUUUUACUUCGCAUAGUGGGGCUCGCAUUGCUUGUCGUGAUUGGCGGUAUCGUUCCGAUCAUCAUGAAGCUGCAUCCGAAUAGGUACCAUGUCAUUCGCAAGAACGCCGAUCCCGCUGAUAUGGCUCGCCGAUUUAUUGUCAGCUUUGACGAUAUGAUCGGGAACGUGUCUCGCGGAGACGCAGAUGAGGAAGAAACUGAGGACUUGAUCAACCAGGCUGACACGAUGGAAAUCCAGCGCCCCGAUUUCCUUGAAUGUUCGUAUUCGCACGCAUUGCAUUUCACUAAAAAAGAUGCCAGAUGGCUCCUACUGUAUAUUCACAGCGAGAGUCACCAAGAUACUAAGAACUUCAUUCAGGACGUGCUGACAAAUCCUGAUUUUCUCCGAUUCAUUCGUGAGAAGCAAAUACUUAUAUGGGGCGGAGACAUAAAAGACAGUGAAGCAUAUCAAGUGGCCAAUCAAUUCAAAGUGACUCGACUUCCCUUCCUAGGAAUGUUGUGUCUUACGGUCAACGAGACGCCAACAGCCUCAGGAGUGCAACAGUCGGAUCCGAUUCUGUCUAUGGUUUGCAAGAUUCAAGGAUAUAUGCCUUGUGCUCAAGUGCUUGCCAAGUUGCAGAAGAUUUACAACAAAUUCAAUCCCAAGCUGGAGGGCAUCCGUGCAGAUAUACAGCGUCUCCAUAACGAUCGCCAGACACGUCAACUGCAGGAUCAGGCUUACGAGAACUCGCUUAGAAGAGAUAGAAUGCGCAGGAUGGAAGAGGCCCUUUUACAAAGAGAACGGCAGGAGCAGGCACGAGCUGUCACUUUGAAGGAGAAGUGGUUGAAAUGGAGAAAGUCUACGUUGUUGCCAGAUCCAGAGCCCGCAAAUGCCGCACGAAUCGCUAUCCGUCUGCCGGACGGGAAAAGAAUUCGGCACAAUUUCGACAAAAACGCUAAACUUGAGGAAAUCUAUGCUUUCGUCGAAUGCAUCCAUUUGAACAACGUGGAGAUUUCCGAUUCUGACACUCUCGAAAGGCCUAUUGGCUACGAUCACCAGUAUAAUUUUGAUAUCUAUACAGUGUAUCCACGAGAGAAAGUUGUCGUGGACGACGAGUUGAGUAUCGCCGAAUCCGGGCAGGUGUAUCCUGAUGGAAACUUGGUUGUCGAGCUAAAUAGUGAAAAUUAA